Molecule: messenger RNA, 2212 nt
Organism: Falco peregrinus (peregrine falcon)
Lineage: Eukaryota; Metazoa; Chordata; Aves; Falconiformes; Falconidae
Gene: CYSRT1
Product: cysteine rich tail 1
Exons: 2
Coding region: 131-919 (262 amino acids)
Source: RefSeq, a predicted model, not a curated record
GGUGGCUUUUCCAGGUGCCCAGUACCUCUGUUCAGUGCUCAGUUCCCAUUGCUCUGUGCCCUUUGCCCAUCAAGUGCCCAGUGCCUCUGUCCAGUGCUGGUGCAGUGCCCAGCAUCCGUGUACAGUGCUGAUGCCAGUGCCCCCCUGCCUGGUGCUGGUGCCCAGUUCCUUGUGCCCAGUGCUUCCCCUGGCUGAUACUGGUGCCCAGUUCCUUGUGCCCAGUGCCCCCCUGCCCGGUGCCUGGUACUGCUGCGAGUUCCUUGUGCCCCCUGACCAGCGCCAGUGGCCAGUGCAGGUGGGUGCCGGUGCUGGGGCGGUGCGGUGGGUCCGGUGCCGAUGCCGGGGCGGUGCGGUGGGUGCCGGGGCGGUGCGGUGCCGUCGGUGCCGGGGCGGGGCGAGGCGGUCGGUGCAGGAGGAAGCGCAGCCGGCGGCAGAGCGGCCCCGCAGCCGGCCGGAGCCGUGCGGUCGGAGGUGGGCAAUGCCAGCCAGGCCGCGCAUGCUGACAAGGCGCAAGGACAUGGAUCGUGGCGUCAGUCUGGAAAACCCCUAUGCCAGCGUCAACAUCCCACGGGACCAGUUCCAGCAAAGCUUCAUCACUCACUACCUGAAGGACGAGCCCAUUGUCAUUGCCAACCCUGCAGCUGUGCCCACCUACAGCGUGGAGGAGCAGGCAGACUCCACUGGCAGCUGGAACAGCCCGACCAUUUCCACAGAAAAGUCCUGGUCCCAUCCCUACAACCCCUAUGCCAGCCUGAGGAUGCUCAACAAGGAAUCACCCAACUCCUUCUACACUGUUGCUCUGGACAAGCCACCCAAGGGCCAGGAGCAGGAGGCCAGUGGGGAAUGCGGGGCCAGUGAGGAAUGCAGCUGCUGCAAGUGCCACCCCUGCUGCAGAAAGUGCUGCUGUGUUGUCUCCUAAGGGCCCUCACUGCACCCACAGGGCAUGCUGACCAUGAGAUGGGGCCAGGGGCCACCUGUGGGGACAUGGCUGCCUGGCCUGGGCACCCCGGAGAGCUGCCCCAGCACCCAGCAGAGCCGGCAGCUGGGAGGUGGCACUGGUUGGACUUUGCUGUUGCUUUUCACCCGUGAGCUUUGCAGCCAGAUACACCAGUGAUGGGCCCCUGCCAGGUCCUGAGAGCGCAGGGUGGGGUGUGGGAGAGAAGGACAGGUCCUCCCUGCCCUGCUGAAGCCCAGGAGCCUUGAGGAUGAUGUGUGCCAAUGCAGAUGCCACCGAGAAGUGCCUACACUGGGGACAGGGCAACACUCUGAGCCUGCAAUCCUGUACACUGACUCUGCCAGUCUGCCCUUGCUGGAAAGCCUCUGACUCUGGGGAACAUCCAGGCAUUGCCCGUCUGCCAGAGGAUAGGUUUGGAUGAUGGCAGCCCUGUGUGUGUGGCAGGGGGCAUCAUCAGCACUGUCUUGGAGCGGUGGAGAGGAGCCAGGGACAUGCCCCCAGCUGGGAUGGGAACCCACCUCCCCAGAACUGAGUGGUCCCCCGAUGCAUGGCAUCAUGAGGAUGCUGCAGCACUCUGCGCCAGGCUCCAGCUAGGUACCACUCCUCCUGGCCACACUGCCCAUGGGACAGAGGGAAGGAGACAGAAAGGACAGACAAAGCUUGGCAGAGUGCUGGGCAGCACUCCAGGGCAGCACCUGAAGGCACAGCAUGGGUAUGGGUGGGUGUUAACAUCCCAGCGGCAGGAAACCCCUGGCCCCAUCUGGUUGCUCCUGCCAGUGUGUACCUUGCAGGGUGCUGGGCACAGCCCCUCACCCCAGCCACAUCCUGGCGUGGGGCUCCACACUGCGCUGGGGCCAGGUCCAGUGUGGAGGGCUGGCCCAGCUCCAGCGGUGGGAUAGCACUGGGGCACCCUGUCUGGGAUGCAGAUCCCCAUCAUUCGCCUUCUGCAACCCCCUGGGCAUUGAGGAAGGUGAGUGAGGAGCCUGCUGGCCUCUUCACAGCGUGCUGGGGUGGCUCCAGGCUAGGUUUUUGGCUGGGGCUGGCGUCGCCGAGCUGGAACAAGCCUGCCGUUGUGUUGGCGUCCCACGGGCAGCCGUGCUGGCUGCGUAAGCACCGCAGCUACUGCAGGAACUGCCUGGUCUGCAGGGCAGGGGCCUGGAAAGAGUGCCUGUGUUAGCAGAUGACUUCAAGGUGCUGCAAAUAAAAUUAAAGCCUUCUGCUCCCCUGCCAAGGUAUGCCUCUUCCCUCCAUCGUGGG